Messenger RNA from Sorghum bicolor (sorghum), 910 nucleotides. RefSeq lists its product as uncharacterized. Lineage: Eukaryota; Viridiplantae; Streptophyta; Magnoliopsida; Poales; Poaceae. The transcript has a single exon. The record is from RefSeq and is a predicted model, not a curated record. Bases 144 to 521 code for a protein of 125 amino acids.
CUUAGCCUGCACGGCUGUACCAAACCAACCCAAGCCACCCAAUAAUAACCAACCUAACCAAGCUGCGGACUGAGCUUAGCUGUUGAUGAGCAGGUGAGCUAGCUAGCUAGUAGCUAGGUACAGUCACGGAGCUAGUCUGCCAUAUGGGCAACUGCGUCCAGAGCAGCGGCGGUGGCGUUAGCAGCUGCGCCGUCGCCGUAGAAGCAGGGCGGCAGCAGCAGCAGCUGCUGCUGCAGCGGAGGAAAAGCGCUGCCGGUGAUGAGGAGGAGGAGGUAAUAAUUGAUCAAGGGGCGGCGGCGCCGUCGUCGGUCAUGAAGGUGAAGAUGGUGCUGACAAAGGGCGAGCUGGGGUGGCUGGUGGCGCAGCUCAAGGCCGGCGACCGCCGCCUCGAGGACGUGCUCCAGGAGAUGGCGCGCAAGCGUGAUGGCCGCCGCAGCGCCGAAGCCGACGGGUGGCGGCCCAGCCUUGAGAGCAUCGUCGAGUGCCCAGCCGAGACGGCGGCCGCCACCUCCGAUGAUUAGCUAGUUAGCAGCUGUCUUGUCAUAUGCGUACGUACUUGUGUGUGUGUGUGUGUGUGUGUUUUUUUUUUUUUUUGCGUUGUUGAUAGUCUCCAAGACUGCAAGCAUGUCCUGGUUGACACCGUAUCCUAUAUGUGUGUGUGUGGGGUGGAAAUUAAAACUUGUAGCAUUUCCAACUUAAUUAGGGAUAAUCUAGUCAUUAGCGUACGUAAGCUGCGCGCCUAGUUGAUGACUUAGUUUGUUAUAUGCAGCAUUUUUCCAACUUUUUUCCUUAUUAUUUUGUUAUGUAUAUAUAUAGAGAUCGGAUAUGAUUAGCCAGGAAGACGCAGCCGCCUGUACAUGACGAUGAUGAUCGAAGAGAGUGUUUAUUUCAAGUGCUUGUCAUUUCAAUC